Molecule: messenger RNA, 1368 nt
Organism: Dendronephthya gigantea
Lineage: Eukaryota; Metazoa; Cnidaria; Anthozoa; Malacalcyonacea; Nephtheidae
Exons: 9
Coding region: 175-1212 (345 amino acids)
Biological process (GO): proteolysis
Molecular function (GO): cysteine-type peptidase activity
Source: RefSeq, a predicted model, not a curated record
GAAUUGAUGCAAAAGAGGGUCAUUUCAACUGUACGGUUUUACGAAAUAAAAGGUGGUUUCUAAUCGACGACAAACUGGUCAAGCCACAACAGUUGUGCGAAACCAUCUUCAACGGAGACGUAUAUAUGCUGUUUUACAGCUCAGAAGAACAUUUUGAGGUUCAAAUUAUGACUGAUGAAAGUACAUCGAUAUCAGAGCAAGGUUGAGAGGUAUUGGGACUUGCGCAAGGGACAUCAGCUACAUCACAUUGUGUCACACAUCAACGGAACGCUGUUAAUGUAUUACGACAUCAAGCUGCUUGACCAAGCGCCUUCCGACUAUGAAAAAACAUUGCUUGAACAAUACGCAACCAAACAUGGAGAAACGUAUAACGAAGGAUGGCUAAAUGAUAAGAUAAUAAACAAUUUUCUAAUCGACGUACAAAGAAAAUCUCAGGGUACCAAUCGUGUAGCAGUCAUGAGCAGCUUCAUGUACACAAAACUAUGUAAAUAUGGCGUCCAUUCCAUAACGAAAUGGAUUCAAAAGAACCCAUUCUUUAAAGCAGACCUGUGCUUCAUACCAAUAAAUUGGACAAUAAUCACUGGAGUCUUGGGAUUACUGAUAGCACACCUUCAAGCAAUAUGCCCAGAAAUGAGUCCACCAGAUGUUAAAUAUUUUGAUAACUCCACAAAAUUUGACCCAGACAACUUGAUGGAAGUUCAUGUGGGGUUUUUGUAUGCAUGGAAAUACAUGGCAGUUCGCCUAGCAAAUCCUCAAAAAAACGUCCAAAUACCAAUAAGGAAACAAACUGAACAUUGCAAUGAGGAUGACCAUGCCACAUACACACUUAAAGCAAAGGUUAGAAAUAUUCUGUCUCUAUCAGAUGAUGGCUUAGAGUCUGUCUUUAAAGAAGUAUUAAAUGAAGGUGAUAAAGGAUUCUUAACAAUUAGCUUGGUUUGUAAGCGAUUUAGACAGAUAGUGGGAAGAGACUCUUUUAGACGCACCACUCACUUCGCCUGGUUAAACAGUGUGUGGGAAUGGAAUUCAUCAUCAAAAGAAUUCAAAGAGGAGAAUUACAAAAUGUAUGAAAUAAAAACUUGUUUUCAAUGUGGCAUGUCAUUUAAAGAAAUGUAUGGCUUUAUUGGAAAUGGUAAAUAUGGCGAGUUCAGAAAAUUUUACUCAACUCUUGAAUAUCCAGGAUUCUGCAGUAAAGAGUGCAUUAAAGAAAGCUAAUUAAUAAAGUUGGAAGUAAUUACAUCAGGACUAUAUAUGGCAUAAACCUUUAAGAAAACAUCAUGUUUCAUAAUAUCUGUUUAACAUAAUACCAGGCUGAUAUUUUCACAGAUAGCUGCCACUGUUAAGCUGGUUUUCCACUAGCAAUAUUUUUGC